Molecule: messenger RNA, 3902 nt
Organism: Uranotaenia lowii
Lineage: Eukaryota; Metazoa; Arthropoda; Insecta; Diptera; Culicidae
Product: arginine kinase 1
Exons: 3
Coding region: 1220-2452 (410 amino acids)
Biological process (GO): phosphocreatine biosynthetic process
Molecular function (GO): creatine kinase activity
Source: RefSeq, a predicted model, not a curated record
CCUGGUCCAAACUAAUAACCAAUUGUCGCCACAAGGAUUACCUAGUAGGAUUUUGUGUCCUUUAUUGGGGAAAGAACCAGCCCCCGACUAGCCAAAGAGAGUGGAUCCACCUUUUGGGAAAUCAUUCCCCAGAAUGCUUUAAGGGAACAGUAGUCGGUAGUGAAAAAGGACAUCAUUUUCGUCGAAUAGUGUGAAAAAGGGUGUGGAAGAUCAGUUUUAGUCAACCACUGCCUUUUUGCCAAACCCCCUGCUGCUGUUGCUGCGUGUUUAACGCGCAAAACGAAGCUUGGAACCAAGGAAUUGUACUGUACUAGUGAUUAGAAACGUAAAAGUUGCCAAAUCUACCGGAAAUCGGCGUAUCCUGUUUUAUCGGAUACAAAGAGAAUCAACCCAGAAGGAUUUCGGGACGCCAAAUAGUGUGUGGAGAACGCGUUGCAUUUUUCGGUACUCUAUUGCAUACAUAAAGGCGUUUAUAGCGCUGCUUGCUGCAUAAAUACAUUCGAAGAAGGGCGUGUUUGCUGCCGGAGAUUCAACGACCGGACGAAGACCGGGAGAACAAGCGCUACCAACUGUUGGAUGUGAAAAAGAUUUUUCCUCCUCAAAACGGAGCAGCUCUAACAAAAUCAGUGAGUGAGCGAGAGAGUACAUCAAAAGCUCCCGACUACUAUCCGGUUAACCGGCAGCACCCUUUGAAUCUGUCAAAAGGAAAAAAAAACGCAAAGAUAUCUACAAAUUUAUUGAACGGAACAAAAAAAAGUCCCCCCUAGAUAUAGGCUAACAAUUGGUGACAGUGAUUUCCACCACAACCAAAUAAAAUCAGCCCCACACCAAGCGCACAAAAACGUCGCACAACUUGGAAACCAUAGUUUUACAUAGUUAUUAAAACUAUUUGGAAACUAUUAAACAAACAACAAAUCUACAACGACAAGCCACGUAACGACCCAUUUACACACACAGAAACUUAUUGAUAAAAAAACCCCUCCAAAGGAGGAAAUUAGAAACAAGCGCAUAGACUAAGGAAAAAACAAAAGUCCAAAGAACAUUAGAAAAGAAAAUCAAGAGUGAUUAGCUUAAAUCAAACAACUUUUUCCUUUCUAACAAAAAAAAAUCAGCAGCAGUUGUUAGUUGGAAGAGGUGGAUACAAAAUCAGAACCAAACUCCACUAACCACCAACAGACUAACUAGUAACUAGACACCAGACACAACAACAACACAAACGAUGGGUGGUUGCGCUUCCAAGGACAAGAAGGACAAGGUGGUCGAAAAUGAGGCGGCGGCCACUGGCGAGGCAGCCGGAGACGGUGCUGCCAACGGGGAGAACGGCGGUGGCGAAGGGUGUGUAUCAAACUCGAUGGUAUUCCUGUCGAGAAACAAAUCAGACACCAUGGUUGACGCUGCCGUUCUGGAAAAGAUGGAAGCUGGCUUCGCCAAGCUGGCCGCUUCGGACUCCAAGUCCCUGCUGAAGAAGUAUCUGACCAAGGAGGUGUUCGACGCCCUGAAGAACAAGAAGACCUCGUUCGGAUCCACCCUGCUGGAUUGCGUCCAAUCUGGUUUCGAGAACCACGACUCCGGAGUCGGUAUCUAUGCCCCUGAUGCCGAAUCCUACUCCGUGUUCGCUGAUUUGUUCGACCCAAUCAUCGAGGACUACCACAAGGGAUUCAAGAAGACCGACAAGCACCCGGCCUCCAACUUCGGCGAUGUCAACUCGUUCGCCAACGUUGACCCGACCGGCGAGUUCGUCGUGUCCACCCGCGUCCGUUGCGGUCGCUCGAUGGAGGGCUAUCCAUUCAACCCCUGCCUGACCGAGGCCCAGUACAAGGAGAUGGAGGCCAAGGUGUCGUCCACCCUGUCCGGACUGGAGGGAGAGCUGAAGGGCAAGUUCUACCCGCUGACCGGUAUGGAGAAGUCUGUCCAGCAGCAGCUGAUUGAUGACCACUUCCUGUUCAAGGAGGGCGAUCGUUUCCUGCAGGCCGCCAACGCUUGCCGUUACUGGCCAUCCGGACGUGGUAUCUACCACAACGACAACAAGACCUUCCUGGUCUGGUGCAAUGAGGAAGAUCACCUCCGUAUCAUCUCCAUGCAGAUGGGUGGCGAUCUUGGCCAGGUCUACCGUCGUCUGGUCACCGCCGUCAACGAGAUUGAGAAGCGCGUUCCAUUCUCCCACCACGACCGUCUCGGUUUCCUGACCUUCUGCCCGACCAACCUGGGAACCACCAUCCGUGCUUCGGUCCACAUCAAGGUCCCGAAACUGGCCAAGGACUACGCGAAGCUCGAAUCGAUCGCCGACAAGUACAACCUGCAGGUCCGUGGUACCCGCGGUGAGCACUCCGAGGCCGAGGGCGGUAUCUACGAUAUCUCCAACAAGCGUCGCAUGGGUCUGACCGAAUUCGAUGCCGUCAAGGAGAUGUACGAUGGCAUUGCUGAACUCAUCAAGAUCGAGAAGUCGCUGUAAAUCAAAACACACACACAAACACAACCAACAACACCCCCAACAAGUCUAAGCAUGAAAAAAACAUUAAAAGCAAAAUUGAAGAAAAAACGUUAAACUGAAGCCAAAAAAACUAAUAAAAAAGAAUAAAAGUUAAAAUUUUGAAUUAUUUUUGAAAUACAACACCACCACUCAAACAGCUAUCUACUAUAAACUUGAAACCAAGCGACACUUUCUUACCACCAACUAAAGAAAAACAAAUCAAAAGAAAACAAUGUGCUCAGAAGGACAGAAGUGCGGAAAAAACGUUCUUUCCCACGUGACGUAGCGUGGUGCGUUCCACCAAGAUGCGGUUAGUGGCCCUCCCUUCAGACCACCACGCGAAUAAUAUUGAUCUCCAACGCGCGCGCGGGUUGAAAAAUCUGUAGAUCACAUUUUUCUCCUGUGGGGAAUCAACACCAUCAGCUGAGCUGCCAGGCAGACAACAAAUCCCAACUCUUGUGUAAAAAUUCCACGCGUGGUUAGGGUGCGUGCUAGACCUUUUGCUGUGGGUGGAAAACGCCCGCGCAACACAGGAACGAUUGUUUUUUUUUACCGUUGGCGUUUUUCGAACUGCGCAUUGUAACGUCUCUUUCAAUUUGUCUGAAAUUGAUUGCAGACCCAACUAACCCCCGUGUUAAGCUUUUCUAUUGUGCUGUUGUAGGUUCAAGUGUACUGCUGAACAUCACACCACUAUUAGGUUACGGAUAGCUUUGACUUUAUAUGUUUUCUUUGAAUAAAACAACAAUCUGUAUGACCUAACACUCGUUUUCGUGUCUCAUCAAUGCUCUGAGUAAAUUUUGUCCUAUUGUAUUAUUAUCUAAGAUAACCCACACACUCUUAUUUAUUGAAUAUAUCUCUCGAUCGCUGUGAGUUAUGUUGUAAGUUGUGCAUUAUUUUUCGUAAAAUAGUCACUAACCAAAAGAAAAAAAAAGAUUAGCAAGAACAUGUGGAUUCUCUAUUAGUAGGAAACUAAAUAGAAAAAACUAUAGGUACCAGACAUUGAGGAACGAUCUUCACCGGAAUACCGCGCGAAAACGAUUCGUGUUCGUGCGUCGAAGCGAGUUCGUUUUCUGUGCAAAGCUCGAAGCGUGGGAGCGCCUAUGUCUUGGACCGGGUGAUCAGCUUUUGAAAACUAACAACCUUCGUCCGGUUCAACAUAUCGCGACGAUGUUCGAAGCGGUUCCACCCAAACUGGACACUAUUGUAGAGCAAUGUGAUCGCAGUUGUUGGUUACUGCCGAGUAUCAAGCGAUCGAAAAUUUGACGGAGGUUUGUUGUCUCUAAUGUUGUGUCAGCCCCCCGAAUAGGGCUACCGGUUGAAGGAUAAGACAAAAAAACAACAUCACUCGAGAUGUGCGCAGUGAAAAGCUAGUAAAGACGCCUGGAAUUUCAAAUUUAUUCAUUAUUUUAAAAAUAAAAAUACUAAAAAAUUA